GAGAUUUGGGCAUAUGAACUUUGGAGGACUUAAGGCUAUGGCUAGCAAAAGAAUGGUGAAAGGCUUGCCCUCGGUGAAUCAACCUGAUCAACUUUGUGAAGGUUGUCUUCUUGGUAAACAAUCAAGAAAGAGCUUCCCAAAACAGUCUCAAUCAAGAGCUAUGAGGCCACUACAGCUAGUUCACACUGAUAAUUUUAAAGCACUUGUGGAGAAGGAAAGUGGCUUUAAAAUCCAAGCAUUGAGAUCUGACAGAGGAGGUGAAUUCACUUCUAAAGAAUUUCAAGAGUUCUAUGCUGCCAAUGGAGUUCGCCAUUUUCUUACUGCCCCAGGAUCGCCACAACAGAACGGAGUGGUGGAAAGGAAAAACAAAACCAUUCUAAAUAUGGCAAGAAGUAUGAUGAAGACCAAGAAGAUGCCAAGAGAGUUCUGGGAUGAAGCUGUUUUGAAACAAAAGGAUACAGGCUUUAUGAUCCAGAAGGUGGCAAAGCCGUCAUCAGUAGAGAUGUGGAUUUUGAUGAAGAAGCCAUGUGGGAUUGGAAAUCUCAAGAAGAGAAUUAUGAAUUUCUUCCGUCUUUUGCAAAAGAAGAUGAUGAAGAAGAAAGGCAAGAAAUCAUCACUUCCCCAGCAUCACCGUCUCGUGGUGAAAUUUCAUCCCCAAAAGGAAGCUCAAGUGAAGGGCCGUUGCGAACAAGGAGGCUCAGUGAUAUAUAUCGAGAAACUGAAGAAAUUGAAGAAACUAAUGAUGUUACACUAUUUUGUCUUUUUGCAGACAUUGAGCCUUAACUUCAAUGAAGCUGCCAAAGAUGAAAAGUGGAGAAAAGCAAUGGACGAGGAGAUGAAUGUAAUUAAAAAGAAUGAUACUUGGGAGCUAGUCACUCUUCCUCAAGGACAUGCUGCUAUUGGAGUGAAAUGGGUGUUCAAAGAGAAGAAGAAUUCUAAAGGAGAGGUAGAAAGAUACAAAGCAAGGCUCGUGGCUAAAGGCUAUAAGCAGC
This is a messenger RNA of Rubroshorea leprosula, 992 nucleotides long. The record is from the annotation of a GenBank genome assembly. Lineage: Eukaryota; Viridiplantae; Streptophyta; Magnoliopsida; Malvales; Dipterocarpaceae.